CAUAUUGAUGGAACGGGAAACAGUCAGAAUUCAGUGAAGGAAAGAAAAGCUUGAAAAUGUAUGCAAUUUAAAACUUGAAUUAUCUGUUUGAUAAAAUAGAAAUACGUCAAUGGCUCGAAAACUCUUUAGAGUUAUUUUCAUAUGUCCAUCAGCAUAUUUGGAUUACCAUUGAUAUACUUUCAGCAACAUUUAUGAUUUUUUUUAAAUAUAGCAUCUUCAUAUCAAUAAAAAUUUGCAAUUAUUUGCUCAAAAUAUGUAUCUAUGGAAUGAAAUGAAAAAGGAAUGAAAAUGAAAUGAGACAAUAGGGGGAACGAAUGGUUUGGCAGUGAGGCAUCGCACUGUCAGGCAAAAAACGACAAUGGAACGAUAAGGAACAUGUUACCGCAGCAGCCUCCUCUUCUAAUAAAAAUAGAAGGCAACCCUGAUGUAAUGAACCAAGACGAAGAUGUUUAUUGCUGAAGAUCAAGAAGAUGAUGUGAUGGAAGCUGUUGAUCAAGUUUAACUGCUCAACAAAACCAAGUUGGUGAAUACAGUUAACGCCAGAGCAGUGGUGUCGUGGAGAGGGUUCAGGUUGGCUUAGGCUUAUUUGUUAAAAUUCAGAGAGACUUUGGGGGCGUGGCAGUGAAAUUCAAUUUACAGUGCCGUGAUAUACGGAUUCUCGUUUAUUUUACACGUGAUUUCGUGAUGCAGAAUGGAUGUCUGGUACCCCCAUUGUAGUAGAGACUGUGCAAUUAGAUUAUAAACUAAAUCAGAGGUCAGAGUCUCGCCAUGGCCGUUGCUAGCAGGAGGGGGUGCGGGGUUGCGGAAAUCAUUGAUACUGCGAAGGUGCAUUCUCGACUUUUGGCGGGUGAUACCAUUCCGAGGUUUCGAACAAAAAUACAACAUUCCAACAUUGAGAUUAUAAGAUUCCAAAAUGCAGAAGUCUAGUCGACUAAAAAGAGAAUUAAAGCAAUUAUCGAAAUCACCAUCUCAUGGAAUUUCUUGCUGGACAGUUGGCGAAAAUGUUGAUCAAUUAGAAGCAACUAUCAUAGGACAGGAAGGCACCCCCUAUAAUGGAGGAGUUUUCAAGCUUUCAAUAAUAAUUCCUGAAAGGUAUCCUUUUGAACCUCCUCAAGUCAGAUUCAAAACCCCAAUUUACCACCCAAAUAUUGACACAGCUGGCAGAAUCUGUCUUGAUAUACUGAAAAUGCCACCAAAGGGAGCCUGGAGGCCAGCACAUAACAUCUCAACAUUACUGAAAUCAAUCCAAGUUUUAAUUGCUGACCCAAAUCCUGAUGAUCCACUCAUGGUAGAAAUUUCAUCAGAAUUCAAAUGCAAUCGACAAUUGUUUGAUCAAAAAGCCAAACAGUGGACUCAGAAAUACGCAACAGAAAAUGACCUGAAAGCAAGCAAGAAAAUACUUGAAAGCUUUCAGCAGCACUUUCAAGAUGCACCCGAAUUUAGCCAGCACGUUUGGAGUAUUUUGCAUCUUCUUACACAUGUUCCUGCAUUCAGUCGACGGUAGAAUCCUGCGCAGAUCUUGUGGAGACUACGCAAACUUCUCCUAUGUAGAGCAGGAUAAAGUUUUGCAGGGAGAGAAAAUAACAACAGUAAUUGUUCCAUCCGAAGAAGAAUGCGAACUUGCCUGUGUUGAUGAGCUGCAAUGCAAGUCAAUAAACAUAGAAAAGAGAAGGAAUGCCAGACAGUGCGAGCUCAACAAACGCUCUACUGCAGAUGCUUCAGACGGGGUAGCACUAACGCCAAAGCAAGGUUGGGUGUACAAGUCAACGAGCUUUACUGAAAAUCUGAUUGGGCACAUGUGCAGGAAACUCAAUCCAUGCGAACCGGAGCAUUUGUGUCUCGAUGUUUGCUAUUCCACUGGAUACAAGUGCACCCAUUGCAAGGAGCUUCCACUUGGCAUGCCGUGUGUUAGAUCAAUCAGUAACAUUGCAUUUGGGAAAAGUACUUCACAGUCAUCGACGUACGCUCCGUAUUCAAGCGCCAAUGCGGUUGAUGGAGGCAGAACUGGCGUUUGGAGUUCAGGUGGUUUUAGCAGAUGCAUGCACACACAAGCGCAAAGACCUUGGUGGUCUGUAGACUUUGCUGGAAAUGCAGUUGUGUAUUCAGUUACGAUAUACUCAAGGUUAGAUUGCUGUUUUGAACGAGUCAGUGGUCUGCAUGUAAAGCUUGGCAACAAACAUUCACCCAAUGCAAAUACAAGAAUUUGGACCACGCCCACUUUUUCAUCGACUCAAACAAACCAUACGAAAGAAUUCAUCCAACCGAAAAAUGGAAAGUAUCUUUAUGUGGAGUCGCAGGUAGACAGCAAUUUGGAUUUUUGUGAGGUUGAAGUAAUGGGAUACCUAGAAUAAACGGUUUACCUAUACCUAGGAAGUGAUGGGAUACCUAGGUAGACAACUAUAUUUAUUUUUGUGAGGUUGAAGUAAUGGGGUAUCUUCAAUAACAGAUGAAGAAACCUUUUACAAGGUUACCAAAAGAAAAAAUAACUUGUAUGAAACAAUCAUGUAUACAGCUAUAAUAUCAGCACUCAAGUUUUGUAUAAAUUUUGUUAUUAAGAGCACUGUGGAAAAUUUUGAGUUAGUUUCUUUGUGCUGCACGAAUUUAUUUGCAUUAAAACCAAUCGAAAGGUAAUUGAAAAGUUAAACGAACCUCCAUGAGGUGACGUCUGAUUGCAAUUCAUCAGUAGCGACCGGAGGAGCAGUACAGGACAUUGUCUCGUAGUGUUUGUGAACCAGUCUUGAGAGAGUACAAUAAAUCAAUGACAAUGCUUGAAAAUGGCUUUGAAAAAAGAAAACAUUUGAGUAAACUAAAUCUUUUCGUCUGAUAUUUUUCAGAGUUGAAAACGUCAGACCAUAGAUCGAAAACUCUACGCUAGGAAACAUAUAAACCAAGUUGUGGAACGAAAUAGGCCAAUCAGAAACACGAGCACAUGACUGUUGAGGUUGCCCAAUCAGUGCCGCUUGCCUAUAGGGAUUGUUACCAAUGGAGUCCUUAAGUGGAAAAGUGGAAAUGAACUCCUUUUGUCUACCCAAUAGCUGCAGACAAAACAACCCUCUAUCCUGGAGUCAUAGAGCAUGCGCUCAUUUCUUUUACACUAGAUGUAAAAUCACUAUACACAAAAAUUUCUCAAGAUGAGAAUAUCAAAGCUUCCCUCGAUACCAUCAAAAAUCAUUGUGGGGAGACUACCCCACUGCAUGUAAAAUAAAACAAAUGGCAAUAUUUAUACCCAAACAAAAUUAUAUUGCUCUCUCAUUUUGAUAAGAACAAUUUUAUAAGAACCCGAGCCAUUAAAUUGGUCAAAAGGGAUCUUAACAUGCCUAUGCCUUGCCUAUAUUUAGAAAUAACUAAUCGAAAAUGGCUAGCGAAUGACAGUUUGGGAUCUAGUAUGGCGCCGAGUUGUUAUUGCUCUUGAACUCUCAUUACUGGAGCUCCAUUUAAAAGGAUGAUCCAUUGGAAUUCUCCGUGUUUAAAAGAUAAUUUCUACUUUCUACUGCUGGUUGGGUCAGGAUUAAAGAACAUUUGCCACCUAAGCGCCCACAGUUCAAUAAUGCAGCAUAUCAACUAAUGCAGCAUAUGCAGCUUAAAGUAUAGUAGCAUCUAGACGUAAGCAUGUAUUGUAAACAAUUUUAUAUGAUAUAAAAAAACUGCGUAGAUUGAUGUGUCAUCGGCAAGUAAAUUUUCCUUACACUUUAAGCCAUCAGUCAAGUCAUUGAUAUAGAUAAGAAAAAAAAGAGGACUCAAGAUAGAACCUUGGGGAGCACCGGCUGAAAUAUUACGCCAUGUAGAUGCUUUGCCAUUCAAAACAGUACGCUGUUUUCUAUUGUGAAGGCAACUUUCUUCAAAUUCUUUUUCCUAUUUUCUUCAAACACUUUUCCUUCGCCUCCUCAAUUAAAUUGGAUCCCUGAGAUAUCACAUUGGCAAUGACCUCUCGCUUGCAUUCUGGCUGUUCAUUUCUGAUGAAAGUCUUAUAAGCCCUGUUCUUUUUCAUGAUG
Rhopilema esculentum is the source of this 3992-nucleotide messenger RNA. Lineage: Eukaryota; Metazoa; Cnidaria; Scyphozoa; Rhizostomeae; Rhizostomatidae. The record is from RefSeq and is a predicted model, not a curated record.